Opisthorchis viverrini is the source of this 717-nucleotide messenger RNA. RefSeq lists its product as hypothetical. The coding region runs from base 1 to 717 and encodes 238 amino acids. Lineage: Eukaryota; Metazoa; Platyhelminthes; Trematoda; Opisthorchiida; Opisthorchiidae. The record is from RefSeq and is a predicted model, not a curated record. The transcript is spliced from 3 exons.
AUGUUAACUCCUAUUCGUAUCGUAUCGUAUCGCUCAGCUGUUGCACCCUUCCGGUGCCUAGCUGCCAUGCCACCCGAAGGAAGCACGAGGGCUGGGAUACUGCCUAGUUGCCCAAGUCUAGACAGGGGGAGUCAAGAGGCAGACGUCGGAUUCGAACUACAGAGCGCGGCUCUAACCACUUCGGCCAUCUCACCUCCUAACUUCUAUUCACUACUUUAUCGACCACUCAAACAUUUUGGAGGAAAUUGGCACAACACCAUAUAUGACGGGUUGACACGAAGACCACGGGAGAGGUAUCGGAGUACCAAUCUCAGUUACUGUGAUUCCCUGACAAAACGACUGAAACAUGAGGCGGCCUGGUGCAGCACGUUCAGUUGUCUGAGAACAUCACAAACGAGAGAUUCAGCUGGGUUCCAGGUAAGCCUCUCGAAAAACCAAAUUACUUUACAAAUGAGUGUAUGUUGGAAACCUGUUCAAGCGCAGCUGAGCUGGUUUAUUCUGAAUGCGGAAAUAACCUUAAAGGACGGAUUUUCUCAGCAAUCUGGGCCAUUGCGACUGGAGAAGGUGGGCAAGAGCUGGUCUAUCAGUGUUCGUCAAAUAGCUUUCGGAAGAAAUGACUCGCCCACGAUAGGUGAACUGAUCACUCUCCACAGGUUGCGCUGGCUUGGCCACGUGCUCUGUAUGCCAGUCGUAGGGUUUUUUUGCACAAUCACGUGA